Messenger RNA from Anthonomus grandis grandis, 1867 nucleotides. It is a transcript of the gene rngo, whose product is annotated as protein DDI1 homolog 2. Bases 308 to 1678 code for a protein of 456 amino acids. Gene Ontology annotation, molecular function: protein binding; aspartic-type endopeptidase activity. The record is from RefSeq and is a predicted model, not a curated record. The transcript has 6 exons. NCBI's taxonomy places the organism in Eukaryota, Metazoa, Arthropoda, Insecta, Coleoptera, Curculionidae. Gene Ontology annotation, biological process: proteolysis.
UUUGAUACUGACGUUUGAUCCUAACUGUGUUUUCUUAGUUUUUUUUUUGUAAAAAAAGCAGAUCUUAAAAAUCCCAAAGUGAUCUUUUAGGACAGUAUCCUUCUAAAAAUACUGCUUUAUUUUUAUCAAGUUUAUUUUUAAAAAUCGAGACUCAAUAAAACAAAGAGAAUGCAACCGAUGAUUUGCAAUUUGUGACAGUGGGAUCAACACACUUUGUUUUUUAGCUUUUGAAUUUUAAAAUAAUGCUAAUGAAAUACAAAAAAAUUAUUUGAAUUUCGCGUACAUUAAAAAACACUUUUAAAUCAAAAUGAAGGUAACAGUGACCACACUAACUGACUUCAUAUUUGUACUCGAUGUUUCUGAAGAUCUGGAAUUGGAAAACUUCAAGGCAUUUUGUGAGAUUGAGUCGGGUUUCCCUGCAACUGAAAUAGUUAUUGCAUUUAAUGGGAUGCCUUUAAUGGACAACAAAAAGUCUCUUAAAGAUCAUGGAAUUGGUGAUGGAGAUGUGGUUUGUUUACAACAUAUUCUUUCCAGAUCUCAGAGUAAUAUUGAGCAGAAUACCUCUGUUUCUAGCUUUGACUUCAGUAGUAUACAAGUCCCAAACAGCAUGAGACCGGCAAACGCAACCAACAGACCCAGUGAGGAUGAUCCUGUCUUAAUCCGAGACAUGUUUCUUGCUAACCCUGACCAGUUAGCCCUAUUGAAACAGAAUAAUCCUAGAUUAGCUGAUGCUCUACUGAGUGGAAAUAUUGAUACCUUCGCCUCAGUACUGAGGGAACAAGUUCAAGCAAGACAGGACAGGGAGCAACAAAGACUGAGAAUGAUAAAUGCGGAUCCAUUUGACACGGAGGCGCAGAGACUGAUAGCCGAAGAAAUCAGGCAAAAAAAUAUUGAGGCAAACAUGGAAGCUGCUAUGGAAUAUAAUCCUGAAUCUUUCGGAACAGUUGUUAUGCUUUAUAUUAACUGCAGAGUAAACGGGUUUCCUGUCAAAGCCUUUAUUGACUCUGGUGCCCAAACAACAAUUAUGUCAAGUAGAUGUGCAGAAAGAUGUAAUAUAAUGAGACUGGUUGAUACUAGAUGGGCUGGUAUAGCAAAAGGUGUGGGAGUACAAAGAAUUAUUGGGAGAAUUCAUAUGGUGCAAAUCCAGAUAGAAAACGUUUAUUUGACCACCAGUUUUUCAGUUUUGGAAGAGCAACCAAUGGAUAUGUUACUAGGUUUGGAUAUGUUAAAAAGACAUCAAUGCUGCAUAGAUUUGCAUGCGAACGUUCUAAGAAUAGGCACAACAAGCACUGAGACGCCCUUCUUGCCAGAGAGUGAACUUCCUGAUUGUGCUAGACUUAGCACUUUAUCCGAAGAGGACAUCAUUCAGAAGUCUAGAAAGGAAGCUGAAGAUAGGGAUCUACAAGCUGCUUUAAAUAACAGUAGACAAGGUCCAGACUCGUCAAAUUUAUCAGGAUCCACAUCAUCUGUUGCUCCUCACAGCACUACUACUUCUGCAACACCAAAUUCGACACAGCCUAACACAAUUUUGCCCACCGACAGAUUCACUGAUGCUGACGUAACUGAAUUAAUGAGUAUGGGGUUCAAUAGGGAACAAGUUUUCUUUGAGAUGCGUAGAUUUAAUGGGGAAAAGAACCAGGCCGUGGCCGCCUUGUUCGCAAAGUCUUUUAAAUUCUAGAUUUCGCGAAAAUUUGAGAGUGAAUAUGAAAGCAAUAGACCAUAAUAUUAUAUUAUAUUAUAUUAUUGGCGGAAUGUAAGUCAUGCAUGCAUGUACUAAUUAUGUAUCUAUAUUAAUUAAUUUAAUAUUUUUUAGUCAUAAUAGUCUAUACAGAGAGUCAUUAAAAUGUCGUUAAAAAUUUUACAUAAA